AUGAGAAAUGACGGACUCAGCGAGGAAAACAAGGAGGAGCAAUUGAAGGCCGAGAAAGUGGAGGAGGAGAAGGAGAGAGAGCGCGAGCUGGCGGAGAGUGAGGAGCAGGUGGAAGCAGGGCGGGUGGUGGUUGUGGAAGAAGGGGAAGUAGUCGGAGAAACAGUUGAGGAUACGAGGCAAUAUGUGGACGAGAAUGUAAAAAAGGCCGAUGAAAGUAAAGAGAUGACGGUGUCAAAGCAUGAUGCGAUGCUCUACGGUCAACAAUUCUCCAAGAUACUGGAAGCAUCAGAGAGGAAAAUGAAAACCGAAUCAACGCUUGUUAAAAUAACAGGCAGACAUAAAGGGUAUGGAGCAACCACAACUUCCGGGGACGUUUUGCAGCAGCUAACAAGGGCUGAGAAGUGGGCAAUGAAACGGCACGUUGGUCAGUGGACAAACGUUUGCGCAUCGGCAGGUUGGUCCAUGAUUCCUUUGCUGUCAUGAAAGUGUUCUUUAUGUUCUGCCUUAGUCUUUUUGUUGGUCUCUAGUGCAAUCGCAUUUUCAAAUCUCAAUUUUAGAAUCAAAUUGUCUGCUCGACCAUAGGAGACGCCGAUACAAUGGACGACGUCUACGUCAUGUUUGGAGACGGUUUGUCUGUUGUGGAGUGCCGCAGGAUGACGAAUAAAACCUUUCCAUCUGGAACCAAGCGAACGUUCUUACCCCUGUAAUUUCUCACGCAUCACUGUAAAAUAUACUGAUUAUUGUUUGUUCAAUGAAUCUUGUUUUCGCACACUUAUUGGGCAAUCGUCUGUGUUGGUGGGCAUGCGUGUGCACAGAAGGGCUGGGUGUGGCAUUCGAAUGGCAGAGGACAUGAAAGGUCUACUUUCGUUUAUAAAUGGGCAUAAUUUGCAAAUUCAUAAGGAAAAGGGCCUGCAGACGGUACUACCUUUCAGUCGCCUAGAUGUUUUCUCGAUGUCCGAUCGUCCAUGGCGUUGUUCGAUCAGCUACUGGUUUCAUUUUUGGUUAUCCAUUGGUCUGAGUGAAUUCACAAUAGCGUUUUCGUUCAACACGUGUGUUGCUGCAGUGUGCUGCAGUGUGCUUAAUUUCUUUGGAAAUGAGCAUGGAUACAGCUGCGUUUGUGAUUGAGGAGGUGAAUGCUGCUGUAGUGAAGCAUUUUCUGGUUAUGACGGCUUUUAGACGCCGUUUAAUGCAACCUAAAGACAUGCUGCCAUUAACUGGAACCUCAGCAAUUGUCCAUUAAUUGCGUUGCAGCGAUGGAGAGUGCAACUACUUUGGGGAAACGGGGCGGAAAUUGCAGAACCGCAUACAUGAGCACAAACUGGAUACUCGGAGACUAGGCUCAAACUCAUAGCUUGCGGCUCAUACUGGAGAAAAUAGUCAGAUUUUUGACAUUCAAGGAGCAAACACCCUAAGCCUGGACACCUCAAGGACGGAGAGUGUCAUACUUGAAACUUGGCACUCAGAUGCCCACUCCAUAAGCAGGAAUCGAGACUUUCCUGCAGCGUAUAAUGUCCUGCGUCACUUCAAUGGCCAUGACGGGGACAAGACAGUCACAGGAAAACCGAGCAAACACGGUCCGUCAACUAAUUUACCUACAAAAGGAACACAAAAGCAGCCGACCACAAUUGAGGUGAAAAAACACAACACCGGAGGCCAACAACAUUCACAAACGACGGGCAGAGGACCAAGAAAAAGUUGAUCAGAUCAACGCCAACUAAUUCGCUCGUUUAUUUAAAAUUCUGGUUGAAACGUCAGAAAUGCCAUAGCCUUGAUCCGGUGUGCCCUUCAAUUUUCUAAAAUUAUCGACCCGGAUCUCUUUCGUUGGCCAACAUGGUGUAAAUCAUACAGGUGAGAAACAAAUCUGCCAAACGCUGAGCAGCUUUUUAAUUGGACAGCAGUGCUGGUAACCUUGACAAAAUGAGUUUAUUAAGCAUUUAGAACAGAAAAUACAAGAUUCUCGACACCGUAAGAGAAAACAAAUGUAAUCAUCUUCAAAUCGAAGAGAAUGUGAAAGUUACAGAAUGCCGGUCAGAAGAGGAAGUAAAUGUGAUCGCCAGAACAAAAAACCUCUUUUUCCUGGCGUUUCUGAUUCUUACUCGAACCCAUCAUCAGAGACUUCUGCGGGUAAAGGUAGUUGAAGCACAAAGACUGCAGUAAAUGAAGCACGCUGUUGCCACGGCACCACAUAAAUAAUAUAAUAAACAGUUCUCGCGAUCCGUCAUGAUGUCGUAAUUGAAGCAAUGAUGGCUUGUCAGGCCCGCAAUCCAUCCACAAGCGUAAUGUCCUCCCGGUACCUAUUCGUAACCAUCAAAGGUAGUCUAUAUUUAUGAAUGUUUGGGAGUUAAAAAAGGAACACUUAAAACUAAUUAAGCGUCCACGGUGCAUACAGGACAGUAGAGAUUUCAGGCGGUAUAACAGGAAAUUAAGGGGUUGGACAAUUAACUGCCCGCAUAUUAUUAGUGGAUAAUGUUGCGUUCCUAAAACUCUUGUUUUACGGACCGAUUACAUAAAUGUUUCGUGUGACUGAUCUCUCAUUUGGAAAAUAUGAAAAAGCUAUGUGGCCGAUUUAUCUAUUGGUCACUAAACUUGCGAAGUAAACUUAACAGUAUUGAAGUUUGCUUUGUCUUUAAUUAUAAAUGUUUGACACUUCUUAGAGGAACACGAAAAACUAGUUAUGCGUCCACGGCGCAUACAGGACAGUAGAGAGAUCAGGCGGUAUAACAUGACAUUAAGGGGUUUGAUCUUUAACUUUUCGUCUAUUAAAUAGCAAAUAAUAUUGCGUCCCAAAAUUCUUCUUUUACAGAACUAUUACUCAAAUGUUUCGCGUGACUGAUCCUUCUCUUGGAAAAUAUGAAACAUUUAUGUGGCCCACUUUUCUAUCGAUAUCAGUAUUUGAGCAAAAAAUGUGACAAUAUUGAAGGAUGAUUGGUCACCCAUCGUGUGCUAAAAACCACUUAGCCAUUUACCCAAUGAGGCAGAAGCCUUGACCGAGAGCACUCGACACGAAAUCAGCAGCCCGUCUGGUUGGUCUUUAAGAUUACUCUUAAUUACCGCAGUAUCCUGCUUACGAAAACAUCGUCGCAUAAAAUCCUGCUCACCAGUUUAAUGCGUUUGACAUCUUAAAAUUCCGUCUUUUCUGCGAAAGUAGCCACAAUUUAUGCUCACACUCUAGGCCAGGGGCUCUGAAGCUAUUUUCCGCGAAGAAUGAAAUGCUAUGAUGACUGCCUUUGUGUCACUAAGAUUUCCUUUUCCCACGGUGCCUAAUCUAGGUUAAACUGGCCUUUAUUUUUAUAUCACAUUGUCUAUUGAAUGUACCCCUCAUUGUAGUCAAAAGGUCUUAGUCUAUCCUUCUGCGUUAUUCGGUAAAUUGCUAAGUGGUUUCCAGCUCAAGAUGAGUGACAAGGCAAACUUCAAUUCCGUAAAUUUUCUGCCCAAAUGUUAACAUCAAUAGAUAAAUCGGUCGCAAUUCUUCUUCAACUUUUGCAAAUGAGAGAUCAGUCACACGAAACAUUUUGGUAAUGCGUCUGCGAAACGAGAAUUUUAGGAACGCAGCGUUAUCCGCAAUUAAAUAGACGGGCAUUUAAUUGUCCAACCCCUUAAUUUCAUAUUAUAACGCCUGAAAUCUCUACUGCCCUGUAUGCGCUGUGGACGUAUAAUUAAUUUUACGUGUUCCUUUAUGAAGUCCCAAGCAUUGUAAAUUAGAUGCUGCCUUUGAUGAAUAUAAAUAAGUUAAAGAACCUUCUUUAAGUCUUUUACUGGCCGAGGACUCAGAACAAUUGUAAUUUUGUUCGUAGGCUUCUGGCUUAACUGCUGAAAAUGGGAAAUUUUCAGUUAAGAAGUUUUUAAAUGUCUUUCGACCAAGGAUGAAACUCAGACGUAAUAGGCAUUUCAAUCUUCGAAUUGAUAUACAAACCUAAGCUUUUGUAAAUCGUAGACUCCAUAAAAACUUACAGAGAAUACAUCGGUAUUGAACCGACAAUCAAAAACAGUAUGAGUCUUACAAGUUUCAAUGCCAUUGCUCUUCAUAGUUUAUCUACAGAUAAAAACACUUAGGUAAGAUCUUGAAGCCGACAAUGGAUCAUGUUUCUGCAAUGUAGAAUUCAAUGUGCAGGACUGAAGAGAAUACAACGGGGUCUAUCCGAGAAAAUAGUAAAAUUUUGGGGUUGCACAUGCAGCCUACAAAUUGCAAUAGCAGCUGUGUAAUGGGGGGAGUAAUAGUGGAGAAAAUGUAGAAGAAGUGAAAGAAGGAGGAGAUUGCGAAAAAAGAAGAUGAGGAGGGAUAGGAAAAACGAAUAGAAAGAAGCUAAGGAAGAAGAAGAUGAAGAAGAAAAAGAAGAAGAAGAGGGAGAGGCAGGAUAAGUGGAACGUUGAGGAGGAAGGAGGGAGAGAGGAACCGGAAAACGGGAAGAGACCAGGAAGAGAAAUAAGAAAGUGACGAAGUGGGCAGGAGGAAAGGGAUAAGGAGCAGGAGGGAGAGGAGGAAGAAGAAGAAGAAGAAGAAGAAGAAGAAGAAGAAGAAGAAGAAGACGAAGAAGAAGAAGAAGCGAAGCAGUGGUGUGUCGAAGUAAUAGCGCUUGAUGCAAGGGUUGCGAUUCCAUAGAACGAACGCAAAAAUCGGCCUUGGUAGCCGCACAGGCUGCUAAAAUAACCAGAAACUCCAUCUAUGCCGCCGUUACUCUCUGGUGUGACUACCUCCUCUUUACCCUCUGACAACAUACGGAAUCCUAUGAGUAAGAUAUUAUAUAGUAGUGAAUUGGAAAGCUAUCUCAAGCUAGUGUGGUGCACCGAGAUAUGCUAUCUACAGCCGUCAGGCUUCAUGACUUCGGCUCGACACCGGAUGCGGACGGUGUAUUAGGCGAGACAUGUAAGAUUGUUUUACAUUUCCGACACACUUUCUGUGAUCGUGGUCGGCGUAUGCUCCGUCCCAGAUAACUGAGUUCAUUUUCCGUUAAGGGAUAUUUAGCCUUUCAACGAAAAGAUUUCAGUUUCUGUCGCGAGGGUGCACAAUCAACGUAACUGAGCAUAUGAUUAUCACAACGGCGCAUUGCAGCGCGCGAAGCGCUUGACGUCAAAGGAGACCACCAACAUUCAAGAAACGACGGUACGAGGGCCAAGUCAGUAGAAGAAGAAAAAAUUUAUCAUCUCAAGACAAAAUAAUUCGACCACUCAUUCAAAAUUCUGAUUGAUUUUUGCACUAAACACCUUGAUAUUUGGCAGCUGACCAAGCUGCCAGAAAAUUCAGCAAUGCAAUACCCUUGAUUCAUAUCGCACAUCAGUGUUCACAGACUAUCUACCCGGAUCCCUUUCGAUAAAGACGCAGGUAUAAUCUGUAUACCGAACCCACAAUUUAGCUCUGUCUCAUCCGUCUUGUGUAGGAUUGACUCCACUGGUGCAAUCAUCUUGGCAGGCUUGGCAACAGCUGCCUUAAAUGAGGCCUCAUGCCAUAAAACCUGCAUAUGUUCCUCUGCCAGCUUCUUUGUGUACAGUCUCUGCAUCAGUUUGUUGUUCUUAGAUGACGUUGAUGUAGGGACCUUACAAAAUUUGUUCUCUAGUGUGACAUUGUUUUCUCUCUUUAUUCGCAUUUUUGUUCGGUCACACGCUUUUGAAGCAGUUUCGUAUCGUUCUCGUCCAUGCACUCGCGCCAUCUUUUCUGCUCUUGCUCAAUACCUUGACAGUAUUUGCGAACCCUUGAGUGAUAGUCCUCAAGAAGCACUCGGAUCCCUCGUCUGUCGUGCUGGGAUACUGCACGUCGCGCCAGCUCUGUGUUAAUCUAGGUUAUGUAGGGAGCACACUUGGAUAACACAUUAUUGUUGAGAAACCUAUGCUGAAACCGAAGCUGCGCAUAUGUAGAUGACUUCCGAAAGGUAAAUCUUUCCACUGUCGAGCCGAUCGGAGCACAUCGGGUCCAAAAUGAUUGUCAAUAAAGGAGAACAGGCAAGAUCCAGGAAGCGGUUCAGAUCUGGUGCAGGUGCAGACAUAGCGUCAACAUCGGAGAAAACGAGAGAUUACUUUGUACGCGGAUGGCUAAGCACGCCGCAGCAGUGACGACGAAUGACGAUAACUCACAGUUGACUGCUCAUUCUGCUUCAAGCGGGCGAAAUCCUUCCAAGGCGCGACAGCCGCGUUAGCCGGGAGCUGCCUAAAUCAUGUUUUACUGCCCCCUUGUCCAUCAACAAUUGCAACGAACGGAAAGUUGCUGCGGUCGCGAAUGAUUAACUAUAGCAGGACUGUAGUAUGGCAAGUGUGCAAAAUAACCGCCAGAAAGCAAUACGCGAGGUAGCCCUAGAGAGCAAACUUCGUAAGCUGCCUGCUCCAAUAUCAUCCAAGAACGAGAAACUGGCGCCCAACGUGUUGUCAAAGGAGCUGACGGAGGAUCAAAUGCUGUUUUUACAUCAUGAGGCUUCAUUCAACACAGCCGAUGCCAAACCUGCCAACAUGAUUGCAGCAGUGGAAUCAAUCCUCUGCCAGGCGGGAGCGAUAGACGAAACGAAAAAUCUAAUUCGACACCAAGUGUUCUCCCUCCUCAUGGCUCACAGGCCACGCGACGUGCAUUCCAAGGUCAAGCGCGGUGCACUUAAGGAACUGGGGCCGACAACGACAUCGUUAUCGUGCCUGCGGACAAGGGACGUUCAACAGUCGUAUUGGACAGGACAGUCUACAAUCAAAAAGCCGAAAGCUUGUUGUAGGGUCGUCGGUCCUACGUCCCAUGCAAAUCCAACCCCAUAAAAACUCUGACAUGCGAGAUUAACGCGACGCUGUUGGCAAUGGAGAACUCAGGUGCGAUAUCGCCAAUCGACCGACGCAUGGAGAGAGCACAAACUCGGCCCUAGCGCGAUUCUACAUUCUUCCAAAAGUGAACAAAGAGGGCACUCCUCUCCGGCCUAUCGUAUCACUAAAGGGCACUCCAACCCACGGACUGGCAAAGUGGCUGUUCCAACGUCUCAAGAUUCUGACCUCCGAUUCGAACACCAUAGUCACCUCGUCAACGCAAUUCUUGGAGAAACUUAAAGGAGUAAGUCUCCUGUCAAGCGAUUUCAUGGUUUCCUUUGAUGUCACGUCCCUUUUUACUUCUAUUACGCAGGAUCUGACAGUCGUGGCCAUCGAACAAUUCCUACGAGCGAAAAACGACGAAACGGAGAAUCGCCUCGGAAACGCCCAAAUCACCCAGCUCCUGAAGUUCUGUCUCGACACGUACUUUACGUUUGACAGAAGAAUCUACGAGCAGGUGAAGGGAACGCCAAUGUGUUCGCCGAUUUCGGGGCUCAUAGCCGAGGCGGUCCUAUAA
Molecule: messenger RNA, 7285 nt
Organism: Spirometra erinaceieuropaei
Lineage: Eukaryota; Metazoa; Platyhelminthes; Cestoda; Diphyllobothriidea; Diphyllobothriidae
Source: the annotation of a GenBank genome assembly